CCCACGGGGCCCACCAGGGCAGCGCUUCCCUGCCCUAGCUCCUCCCCGCGCUUCCCGCCCCUGCCCCCCGGCAAACCGCACGCCGCAAUGGACGAAGAAGCGACGACGGGCGGCUCGCGCGCCGCCGAGACCUUCGAUCCGGAACUGAUCCACGCCAUCUUCAAGCUGGUGUGGAGCCGGCGGGGCGAGAGGGGCAGCGGUGACGGCAACGAGGUCGUCGACGUUGAGAUUGGCAGCCUGCUCCGGAUACCUCGAGAAGAAAUCGAAGUACAACUGCCAAUGCAAGUGCACUUAAAGUCAGCUGUGAAUUUCUACGGAUAUUUGUUACAGAGGCUAUUCAACGUUCUGCUUUUAUCGCUGAGGCCGAGGAAUCAACUGUUAUUGAACCCACCCAUCUAGAGCGCGUAUUGCCGCAACUCCUUUUGGACUUCUGAGGUACCACAGGGUGCUUCCAAAUCCAUUUAUUUGGGCUGCAUCACACCACUGGCGUAACAAGAUGAAGAUGCCCAAUGGCCUAUAGUUUUUGUACGAAUGCUUCGGCUUAAUCAUGUGGCUGAUUAAUGCCUACAACACACGCAGCUUCUACGUCCGCUGAACUUGGCAAGAGGAAACGGUUGGAUCCAGAUGGUUAAUCAGGGAAGCAGACCGGCUAUGUCAGCAGAUGCUCUUAGCUGCAUGUCUAGUCCGUAGCUUCAAGAAACUUGGGCUAAAAAGUGUGUACUUUGGUGAUGUAUCUUUCUGAAAUAGUAGUAACUUGCCUUAAGAAGUUACAGAUGCAGGUAUCGAUUA
This is a messenger RNA of Phragmites australis (common reed), 789 nucleotides long. Its product is annotated as protein MHF2 homolog. The record is from RefSeq and is a predicted model, not a curated record. The transcript has 5 exons. NCBI's taxonomy places the organism in Eukaryota, Viridiplantae, Streptophyta, Magnoliopsida, Poales, Poaceae. Gene Ontology annotation, cellular component: FANCM-MHF complex; Fanconi anaemia nuclear complex. Gene Ontology annotation, biological process: resolution of meiotic recombination intermediates; replication fork processing; DNA repair. Bases 88 to 399 code for a protein of 103 amino acids.